AUGGGGCAAGAAAUGAAUCUCUGCCCUUGGUUUCCUAUUGAGGGAACUAUUGAUCCAAAGAGAUGGAAAAGGGUAGGAGACACCUUACAAGAUUUUUAUAAUACCUUUGGGCCGGAGAAGGUCCCUGUCACAGCAUUUUCAUAUUGGAACCUCAUAAAUGAGCUAUUGUCUCAAAGGCAAUCUGAUCCUGUGGUAGCAAAUGUCGUAGAAAAAGGACAAACUAUAUUACAGGAGACACAAUUAACCCCAGAGCCACCUAAAGACAGUAAGGAACAGGAAGAUUUAAUUUCACUGGAAAGUGAGGAAGAAGAGGAGGAUGCAGUAGCAGAAGUAAGGGUAAAAAUUAAAUGCAAAACCCCAAAAAAGAAAAAGGCAAAGGAAUUGGUGGCCGGAACUAAACCUAAAAUUUAUCCAUCCCUUACUGAAUUAGAGGUUGAACAGCACAUCUCCAGUGAGGAGGAGAGUGACGACGAAAAUAAGAGUAAAGAUGACACACCCAAGGCCGACCCUCGAGAGGUUGGCUGGGAUGAGUUAGCUGAUCAGGCUGCCAGAUAUCAUAAUAAAAAUUACUGGCCACCCCCAUAUACAGCUGCCUUGCCCUCAGCUCCUGCUGCUUUCCCUAUCAUUGAUCCUCAGAAACAGUUGAGAGAUAAAAUAGAGUACUUAAAAGAACAAAUAAAAUUAGAAAAGGAACACCAAGAUUUAAUUGGACAAUUAGAAAGGCUAAAAACUGGGAAGCCUGCUCCACCUUUGAACAAUCCUAACAGGCCAGCCAAAGGGAAUAAUAAACAAAAGCCACUUAAAACUCCCCCUGCGCCUCUUUUACCACUCUUAAAUGAGGAGCCUGAAGCAUAUCCCGUAACAGAAACAACAGACGCACAAGGCCAGGCUUGGAGGCAUCAUACUGGAUUUGACUUUAAAGUUAUUAAAGAGUUAAAAACUGCUGUAGUUCAAUAUGGUGCUACUGCUCCUUAUACUAUGGCUAUUCUUGAGUCCGUAACUGAUCAGUGGCUUACACCCAGUGAUUGGCAGACUUUGGCUCGAGCUACUUUGUCAGGUGGAGACUACCUAUUAUGGAGGUCUGAAUAUGUCGAGGUCUGUCGCGACAUGGCCCGACGGAAUGCACAGGCUAAUAAUGGAUGGAACUUUGAUAUGCUCAUAGGAGAGGGCAAUUAUGCCCUGAGUGAUAAUCAAAUGCGAUUAAUUACAGCCGCUGGUAGGAUUUUCGGCAGUGUAGAUGCCGGAGCUGAUUUUGUUAAGCAAUUAGCCUUUGAAAAUGCUAACGCUGCCUGUCAGGCUGCCAUUAGACCUUAUAAAAAGAAGACAGAUUUAAGUGGCUAUAUUCGCCUAUGCUCUGACAUAGGCUCAGCUUAUCAGCAAGGCUUGGCCAUGGCGGCUGCCAUGCAAGGUUUUACAGUUAAGCAGUUUCUGGCACAGCAACAAGGGAAAGGGAAAUGUUUUAAUUGUGGGGAAAUAGGACAUUUCGCUCGAGACUGCAAAGGAAAAAGGGAUUCUACACCCAGUACCAAACCAGCCCCUGGGUUAUGUCCUCGCUGUAAAAGGGGAUAUCACUGGGCUAAUGAAUGUAAAUCUAAGAAAGAUAUACAAGGGAAUCCAUUGCCUCCGCUUCAGGGAAACGGGAAGUGGGGCCAGCCCCAGGCCCCAAAACCCAAACAAAUCUAUGGGGCAAUGAGUUUUGUUCCUCCAAACAACAACAACAAUCCAUUUCAGACCUCUGCCGAACCACAACAGGGAGUGCAGGAUUGGACCUCUGUUCCUCCACCUACUCAGUAUUAA
This is a messenger RNA of Molossus molossus (Pallas's mastiff bat), 1797 nucleotides long. Its product is annotated as endogenous retrovirus group K member 5 Gag polyprotein-like. Gene Ontology annotation, molecular function: zinc ion binding; structural molecule activity; nucleic acid binding. The record is from RefSeq and is a predicted model, not a curated record. The coding region runs from base 1 to 1797 and encodes 598 amino acids. Gene Ontology annotation, biological process: viral process. The transcript is spliced from 3 exons. Lineage: Eukaryota; Metazoa; Chordata; Mammalia; Chiroptera; Molossidae.